This is a messenger RNA of Ochotona curzoniae (black-lipped pika), 3765 nucleotides long. It is a transcript of the gene CCDC136, whose product is annotated as coiled-coil domain containing 136. Gene Ontology annotation, cellular component: acrosomal membrane. Lineage: Eukaryota; Metazoa; Chordata; Mammalia; Lagomorpha; Ochotonidae. Bases 1 to 3543 code for a protein of 1180 amino acids. Gene Ontology annotation, biological process: acrosome assembly; single fertilization. The transcript is spliced from 18 exons. The record is from RefSeq and is a predicted model, not a curated record.
AUGGAGGCGGGCGCCGGGGCCGGCGCGGGAGCCGCGGGCUGGAGCUGCCCCGGCCCAGGACCCACAGUAACCACUUUAGGCUCCUUUGAAGUGUCUGAAGCUUGUGACCGGAAGAAAGGCCAACGCUGGGGGUCCCUGGAGCGGCGAGGGAUGCAGGCCAUGGAGGGAGAGGUCUUGCUGCCGGCACUGUAUGAAGAAGAGGAAGAGGAGGAGGAGGAGGAGGAGGAAGAGACUGACCAAGUGCAGAAGGGCAGCAGCGGAGGCUCCCUGUCCCUCAGCAAGCACCGGGGCCUGAGCCUCACCGAGACUGAGCUGGAUGAGCUGAGGGCGCAGGUGCUGCAGCUGGUGGCUGAGCUGGAGGAGACCCGGGAGCUGGCUGGGCAACAUGAGGACGACUCCCUGGAGCUGCAGGGGCUCCUGGAGGAUGAGCGGCUGGCCAGCGCCCAGCAGGCAGAGGCCUUCACCAAGCAGAUCCAGCAGCUGCAAGGCGAGUUGCGACAUCUGCGGGAGGAGAUUUCCCUGUUAGAGCGAGAGAAAGAAAGUGAGCUUAAGGCAAUAGAACGGGAAUUACAUCUGGCCCAGGCUGAGAUCCAUAACCUACGACAGGCAGCAGCAGAUUCAGCGAGCGAGCAUGAAAGUGACAUGGCGUCGCUGCAGGAGGACCUCUGCCGGAUGCAGAAUGAACUUGAUGACAUGGAGCGCAUCCGGGGAGACUACGAGCUGGAGAUCGCCACCCUCCGCGCCGAAAUGGAGAUGAAGGGCUCUGACCCUUCCAACAGCUUAAGUCUUUCUGACUUUUCUGGGCUGCAAGAAGAACUGCAGCAGUUGCAGGAACGCUACCACUUCCUGAACGAGGAGUACCGGGCCCUGCAGGAGAGCAACAGCAGCCUCACAGGGCAGCUUGCGGAACUCGAGAGCGAGAGGACACGAAGAGCAACCGAGAGGUGGCUGGAGUCCCAACCGCUGAAGACCAUGAUGUCAACAGAAUCCCAGACUUUCGAAGUAGACUUCCCAGAGCCGGAUCCUGAACUACAGUUGUUGCGGCAGCAGCUCCUGGGUGCUGAGGAGCAGGUGUAUGGAAUGAAGAACAAGUGUAAGGAACUGAGUACUGAGCUGCUGCAGCUGCAGCAUCACCGCCGGGUCGGGGAAGAGGAGCAGAGGCGGCUGCAGCGGGAGCUCAAGUGUGCACAGAAUGAGGUGCUCCGCUUCCAGACCUCUCACAGCUUUGUCCAGAACGAGGAGCUCAAGACCAGGUUGUGUGCCCUGCAGCAAAAGUAUGAUGCCAGCCAGGACGAGCAGAAGGAGCUCCUGAAAGUGCAGCUGCAGCUUCAGAGUGAACUCCGGCAGCUCAAGGUUGCAACACCUACAGUUAUGGAGAGCCAGGCCGAGAAGGAGUGGGCGUGCCGGGUCCAGAAGCUGCAGCUGCAGUAUCAGAACAGCACCAAGGAGAAGGAGAAGCUCCUGCAAGCGCAGCAGCAGCUGCAGGAGGAGCUGCGGUGCCACGAGGCAGAGCUGCAGCGCUUCAAGAACAUGGUGGACUGCUUCCGGGAGAGCGAGCAAAAGAACGCAGAGACUCAAGCCCAGCUUCAUGAGGUCAAGCGGCUGUACCAGGAAAGCAAGGACGAGCUGGAGCGGCAGAAGCACAUCUAUGACCAGCUGGAGCAGGACUACCUGCUCUGCCAGCUGGAGCUGAACGAACUCAAGAGCACCCAGCCACUCCCCGCGGACCACGGCCCCUGUGCCAACAAGUGUGAUGCGCUGCUGUCCAGACUGACAGAAUUGCAGGAGAAGUUCAAGGCCAGCCAGAAGGAGCUGGGCCAGCUGCAGAUGGAGCAGUGUGAGCUCCUGGAGGAUCAGAAGAGGUUGCAGGAGGAGCAGGGCCAGCUGCAGGAGGAGCUGCACAAGCUCAUGUUCCCGCUGCCCAAAAGCGGCCUCCUCCAGAAGAGUCAGGAUAUACUCACAAAGUUGCAGGACCUUUGCGAACUGCAGAUGCUCUACCAAGGCAUGCAGAAUGCGCAGAAAAAACUGAUCCAGAGCCAAGAAGGCAUACUGAAAGAGCAGUUAGAGACGCACAAAGCACUGCGACAGUUCACGGAGAAUCCUGAUGACCCCAAAUGGUCUGAAUCCUCAAAAUGUGAAAACAACCGGCAGUCCCAGUUACUCAGGGACGCGCUGCAGGCGCUGCAGGCGAUGUACAGCGACAGCCUGGCAGAGCAGGUGCUCCUGCAGCAGGAGCACGGGAGGCUCCUGGAGGAGCGCAAGAGGCUGCAGGCCGACCUGCAGUUCUGCCUGGAAGAGAUGCAGCUACUCCAAGACCAGUCCCCGGCUGCCAAGGCAAGCCUGGAGUCUUACAAGAAGAGCCAUGGCAGCGUGGCUCCCAGCAGCGAGAACUUCCACAAGAGCUAUGACAGCGUGGAGGCCAGCAGCGAGAACUUCCUCAAGAGCCAUGACAGCAGCACCAGCGAGGGCUACGGGAAGAGUUACCGCUCCAGCAGCAGCAGCAGCAACAGCUCUUACAAGAAGAGUUACGGUAGCAACAACAGCUCUGACACCUACCACAAGAGCUACGCCAGCAGCAGCACCACCAGUGAGGACCUGGCUGAGUCUGAAGACAUGGAGCACUUUGAGGAGUCGGUAGCCAAGGUGCUGACCAAGCUGCAGGCCGUGCAGGCCCUGGGCCAGAUAAGCGAGGAGGAGCACUGCCAGCUGCAAGAGCAGAUGAACAAGCUGCUGGAACAGCAGAGAAUACUUCGGGAAGAACUGGAUGCCUGCGAAAAGGAGUUCCAGGAGUGCAUGGAGGGCCUGGAAAAGCCCUCGGCCUCCCAGAGUGACAAGAAUGAGAUCAAAGAACUGCAGACCAAGCUGCGGGAGCUGCAGCUGCAGUACCAGGCUAGCAUGGAUGAGCAGGGGCGGCUGCUGGCCGUGCAGGAGCAGCUGGAGGGGCAGCUGCAGUGCUGCCAGGAAGAGCUGGGCAGGCUCCAAGAGAAGAAGCCCACCGUGCCCAAGGAGAGCAAGGGAAAGAGCAGCAACAAGAAUGUGAACAAAAACGCCAGUGGGGUUAAGACUAAAAAGGUGCCCAAGGCGUGCUCGGACAGCUCUGAGGACAACCUUGAGACCAGAAAGAGUCUGGAGGUGGUGCUAUACUACAAGGUCAGCCAGUCGGAGUUAGAGAAGCUAGCAAAAGAAGAAGAAGAGAAGGAGGAGGAGGAUAAAAAGAGAGAACUGGAAGGGAAAGCGAAAAAGGAAUGCCAAGACAAGCAAGCUACUGAGCCAGCGGAUCUUAAGAUUAAACCAACCGAGGAGGAGGAGGAGUACGAAGAAUACAAAGAAGAGGAAGACAAGCAAGAAGAUGACGAAGAUGAGGAAAGCAGCGACUCUCGCCCUGAGACAUCCGAGGAAGACAACCCGCUCAGACUUUCUGAGAGUAAAAAGAACAUGUUUGGGAUGUGGAAGCCCAUGGUGUUCUUGGCUAUUGCGGCCGCGGCUCUGUAUGUGUUACCCAGCAUGAGACCGCAGGAGACAGAGCUCUGCCUCAUGGAGUGAUGGCACACCUGGGCCCGUGGACCAGGCAGACCUCCAGCAGCAGCAGCAGCAGCCACGUUCGCCUUUGGGCAGGAUGCACUGUGCCAGAGCCCCUCCCGCAGCUGUGUGUCCCAUGUGUGCCCCCCUCCUUAGCCUCAGUCACUCAGGCUUAUGGGAGCUCCUGGCUCCCACCUCCUGCCUUGUCUAAGAACCUGGGUUCCUUGUAAUUAAACAUCAACCAGA